Molecule: messenger RNA, 3820 nt
Organism: Xyrauchen texanus (razorback sucker)
Lineage: Eukaryota; Metazoa; Chordata; Actinopteri; Cypriniformes; Catostomidae
Product: ceramide glucosyltransferase-like
Exons: 9
Coding region: 5-1255 (416 amino acids)
Biological process (GO): glucosylceramide biosynthetic process
Cellular component (GO): membrane
Molecular function (GO): ceramide glucosyltransferase activity
Source: RefSeq, a predicted model, not a curated record
GUGCAUGAGAGUGUGUGCGCUUUCAGCAUUAGGGCCGAACAGAGGUGUCAGCGCAUCCGGACACAGGACAGCCAUGGCCCUGCUCGAUUUAGCAUUACAAGGCUUCUCCAUCUUCGGAUUUAUCCUAUUUAUCGUCCUCUGGCUCAUGCACUUCGUGUCCAUCAUUUACGUCCGUUUGCAUCUCAACAAGAAGGCCACAGACAAGCUACCGUACAGUAAACUGGCUGGGGUCUCGCUGCUGAAGCCCCUCAAGGGUGUGGACCCCAAUCUAAUAAACAAUCUGGAGACGUUCUUUGAGCUGGACUACCCCAAGUAUGAAAUUCUGCUGUGCGUUCAAGACCAUGAUGAUCCAGCCAUUGAUGUUUGUAAAAAGCUUCUGGGCAAAUAUCCCAAUAUUGACGCCAGGUUAUUUAUCGGAGGUAAGAAAGUGGGAAUCAAUCCCAAAAUAAAUAACCUCAUGCCAGCUUAUGAAGGGGCAAAGUACGAACUCGUCUGGAUCUGUGACAGUGGCAUUCGAGUGAAGCCAGACACUCUGACUGAUAUGGCUAAUCAGAUGACGGAGAAGGUGGGACUGGUUCACGGCCUGCCGUACGUGGCAGACAGACAAGGAUUUGCCGCCACAUUGGAGCAGGUAUAUUUUGGAACGUCCCAUCCUCGUUCCUACAUCUCGGCUAAUGUAACAGGAAUCAAGUGUGUCACGGGGAUGUCGUGUCUCAUGAGGAAGGACAUCCUGGACCAGGCUGGCGGGCUGAUCACGUUCGCUCAGUACAUCGCUGAAGAUUACUUCAUGGCCAAGGCCAUUGCAGACAGAGGAUGGAAAUUUUCCAUGGCAACGCAGGUAGCCAUGCAGAAUUCGGGCUCAUACUCCAUUUCACAGUUCCAGUCACGCAUGAUCAGAUGGGCAAAGCUGAGAAUCAACAUGCUGCCAGCGACCAUCGUUGAGCCGAUCUCAGAGUGCUUUGUGGCCAGUCUUAUCAUUGGCUGGGCCGCACAUCAUGUGUUCCGCUGGGACAUCAUGGUGUUUUUUCUGUGCCAUUGCCUGGCCUGGUUCAUUUCUGACUACAUCCAGCUCACAGGAGUACAGGGCGGCCCUCCAUCCUUCUCUAAACUGGAUUACGCUGUGGCCUGGUUCAUCAGGGAGUCCAUGGCAAUUCAGAUUUUCUUGUCCGCAAUCUGGGACCCCACCAUCAGCUGGAGGGCGGGCCGCUACCGAUUGCGCUGCGGCGGUACAGCAGAGGAGAUCUUGGAUGUUUAGCGGACCAUGUGCCAUGGACAAUGCACUGGUGGCAAAAAAAGAAAACUGAACUGCAAGAAAAAGCAGAUGGACAAAUGGACUGUAACUGUUUUAUUCCAAAUUCAGAAUUUUAAUCUGUGACUUUAGGUAGCUUCAAUAGGUUAUUUAUGUUCUUGGUGCUUUUGUUUUCAUGCAAGGACCUUGAAUUCUAGAUGAGCCAAAAUGUAUGAAGUAGUGGCGAAGAGAAACGAGAAACGGAUGUCUGGUAAUGUGGCAGCACUUCGAUGGGACAUCAGAUUCCUAAUGAAAACACAUGUACAUUUUAGUUUUUUAGUUUUAAAUGUCCUGGCAACAUGUCUAGUGGUGAUGAAUAACUCAAUGUUACAUAUCCACUUUAUCAUGUGUUAGGGUCAGUGGUACGGCUUUUAAUGAUCGUAAUUAUCACAAAAGUGAUGUUGGACUUAAGGAAUAGUUCACCAAAAUUUCAAAUGAGCUCAUUUACUUGCCAUCAUAUCAUUCCAAACCUGGUUUUAUUUCAUCUGUGGAACACAAAAUGAGAAAUUAAGGAAUGUACCAGUACAUUUUUUAUGCAAAAAAAGCUUUGAAGCUUAAAGUAGCAAAAGAACCAUGAAUGUGGAUCAUAUGUCCAAUAUUACAAGUCUUCUGAAGUCAUAUGAUAGCUUUGUGUGAGGAAAAUACUGAAGAUCUUGACAUUCGUCCUAGGUCUCCUCGACAGUUCAUGAGUGAUGUCCGGAUCAGAAACAAAACACUCUUGAGUCUCAAUUUUUUUCAAUAAAUUGGAGGAUCUGGUUUAAUGAAUUGUUUACAAGUCGGACUUCGAGAUUGUUUCUUGAGUUGAACUUCAAUGGGUUGCUGCAGUUCUUUAGUUAAUCUUCGCCCUCCAUUGAGCUGUUUAAGUGAUUCAUGACUUGAUUUUGACCUAUGACCCAUUGUAAUGCACAGAGCAGAUCAGGCAGAACAUUCUUCAAACUUCCUCCAUUUGUGUUCCACAAAAGAAAGUUACACAGGUUUGGAGCAAGGAAUUUCCUUUAAGACAAUUGACUGAAGCGUUUUGAAUGGCACUUGCCUAUGAAUGGAUCACUUGCUUAUCACAGUGUUGCUCUCAACAUAUAACAGUCUUGCCAUAUUUUAUAAAUGUGUGGACUUCUGAAUGCUCAAAAUGGAUCCACUCAGGUCCAUUUUAUGUUUACUAGGCAGAGCAAUAUCUUCUAUAGUGGGUGAGGUUAUACAGCGGGAACAGAUAUUCGUGUACAGUUACCAUUGAUCUUUCUUCGAAACGUUGCUACGCUUGUAAAAUGCUUAAGAAAAAAUUAUUUGCAUCCACCAUACAGUAUUUAACACAAGGUAUAUGGUUUAGGUUUAGCCAAGUUACUCUCAACAUUAUAUUUGCAAAUAUAAUUGCAUAUCUUAUAAAAACAUAGUGCCAUUUGAAGAGCAAACAUUUUUAUCCUUAUCAUUUUGGCAUUUGCGAAAACACCAUGGUUUUUACCUUUUCUUGUAAGGCUUUACCUUCCCCUGCUUCAUUAUCUCUUGUAUAAAUGCACUAGUCGCACUCGUUCCAGGACCAGGGUGUGCUAAACUCACGUUGGCCAUUUCCCUCCUGUGCCGUUGUUUGCCAGAGAAUAUUUUCCUGCAAAUGUUUUGACUUUUGUACUGGAUAGAAGUAAAAAGUUACUCUAAAUUGUCUAAACAUUUCAUCCAAUGGCAUUUCAGUUACCCGUUUAAGCUGAUUUUCAGUGUCGUGAUGCAAGAGCUUGAGAACUUUGUUUAUAUGCUACUCAAUAUUUUGAGUUGCCGCAAUUCGGCAUCGAGGAAUAUUUUGCAAAACAAAAUGAAAAUUCUGUCAUUUAUUCACUGUCACAUUGCAUAGAAUUUGGAAUGAUAUGAGGAUGAGUAAAGACAGACAUUUUUGGAUGAAUUAUCCCUUUAACGUUCCCUUUUAAGGAAAUAAUUGGCAUACUACUCUCUCUCAUCUUCCCCUUUUUGCCCUGUAGUCGUAUUUUAAGGAACUGCUUGUUUUAGUCAAGCCCUGUACAUAGUGCCAGCACUAUUGUUGAAAAACCACUCGGUCUGCAUUGUCCUCAUUCUUUGAAACUGUCACUUGUCUUAGUGUGUUCGUGAUUCACUUUUUCAUCAUACCCAUGCCAACACUGGCAGGAUUGUUUUACACAUAAUCUACUCAUUCACUGGGAUUCUCAAACCGUAGUGAGUGAUUCAGGGCAAACCUAUAUGAGCCACGCGCAUGUGCCUUGAUAUAUUCCAUCAGCUGCCAUUUACAUUUCUCUUUUCAGAGUUAUUAUCACUGUUUUAGCCCAAUGCCAAACUCUUGAACUAGCAUAACAAGUAUUGGUUUGCCAUUUCUAAUUUGAAUUCAUUUGUUCUGGUGAAAUCUUUCAGCUGACUAUUGGAAAUAAACUAAUAAUUGUAAUUGGUGUUUUGUGCGUGAGGCCAGGAAAAUUGUCAAUUGACUGUAACAUGGCAGUUGAAGGAUUAAGAGGUAGGGAUUAAUCAAUCAGCAAUAAUGAGAUUAUGUUUCAUUUGAACAAGUAAUAUUAGGUUCAAACU